Molecule: messenger RNA, 1479 nt
Organism: Solea solea (common sole)
Lineage: Eukaryota; Metazoa; Chordata; Actinopteri; Pleuronectiformes; Soleidae
Gene: cops7a
Product: COP9 constitutive photomorphogenic homolog subunit 7A
Exons: 8
Coding region: 161-985 (274 amino acids)
Biological process (GO): COP9 signalosome assembly
Cellular component (GO): COP9 signalosome
Source: RefSeq, a predicted model, not a curated record
ACGCUGUACUCUCUGAGCCGAGGACAUGCGUGUUGAUUGACAGUUACAAUUGUCCCGCCCUCGUCCCUUUACUGUCCAAUCAGAGUUUGCGUUGCUUUGUUGUCGUACGUGAUACUGACAAUCGAGAGAGUGGCUAUCUGCUAGAAACCAACAAAACAAGAUGGAGGUGGAGCAGCUCUUGUCUCUGUCAGGCCCAGCACUGGCCCAGGCUGUUAGCUCUCUGCUGGAGACCCCAGGACUCUACGUCUUCUCUGACAUCCUGGAGUUGCCUAAUGUUAGAGAGCUGGAGAAUGGCCCUCAUGCACCAGUGUACCAGCUCCUGAACCUCUUUGCCUAUGGAACCUACUGCGACUACAAAGAGAGAGCAGCCUCUCUUCCAGAGUUGACCCCUGCACAGAGAAAUAAACUCCGUCAUCUGUCCAUCAUCAGCUUGGCUUCCAACCUCAAGUGUAUUCCUUCCCCUCAGUGCCUGCCGUACUCACUCCUCUUGCAGCAGCUGGAGCUGAAGAAUGUGCGGGAGCUGGAGGACCUGCUGAUCGAGGCUGUCUAUUGCGACAUCAUCCAGGGUAAACUAGACCAGAGGAACCAGCAGGUGGAGGUGGACUGCAGCGUGGGUCGUGACCUCGGCCCCAACGAGCUCCCAAACAUAAUCAACACUUUGCAAGAGUGGUGCACAGGCUGUGAGGCCGUAUUGUGUGGCAUCGAGGAGCAGGUCACGCGAGCCAAUCAGUACAGAGAGAGCCAGCUGAAGGUUAAAGUCCAAGUGGAAACAGAGGUUUCAAAUCUGCAGAAAACAUUAAAGGCCAGCGCCGCCUCUCCUUCAUCAGGCCCCGCCCCUGCUGGAGCCGCCUCCAAUCAGGAUGCAGACCAGCCUGCUGAGCCUCGAGACCCCGCCUCCUCUCAGGAACCUCGACAGCCCGGCAAGAAGAGUUCAAAGGUGAAAGGGCUGCGUGGUAGUGGGAAGAUCUGGUCCAAGUCCAACUGAAGAUGAGGGAGAGACGGCGGCACUGAUGGACACUCACUGAAAGACUGUUGAUAUGUGGACAUGUUUUUGGACAAAUGGAUUCAUCUAAUGUGACCAACGUUCACAGAAAGAACCAGGAGGCUUCAGGGGACUUUUCUUGUCGCCUGAUCUCGCCUUCAUGGAUUCAGAAUGUCAGUGACUGGAUAUGACGGGUGUGACAUUCACUUUUUCAGUUGUUUAUAGCCUGACAGGUGGACUAUAUAUAUAUAUCUACACACACACACACACACACACACACACAUACGUACAGCAGUUAGAACACAUGAAGGCAGAACAGGCUGUCAAGUCACCACUGAGUGUGUAUGUGUAUCUCGUUAUUGAUUUGAAAAUGUUCUUUUAGAUUCAUCCUAUGUUGCUUUGUAUUUUCUUCUGUCUGUUGAGACGUGUAUAAAAUCAGAAUAUAACUUGUUGGGAAAUAAAACAAAGUCCUGUACUGAUCGGGACUGUCUCAUUAA